CGACUUUGACCGACGAAGCUCUGACUAAUCAACAACGUAGCUAGCUAAUCAAUUUGUUUUCCCCAUAACGUCAUUCAAUAGCUAACAUUAAACAUUAGCGUCUUUCCACGGUCUUUCCUUUCCUGCGUAUUGUAAACCGUGACUGCUUUUAAUUUUCUUUUUGAGGGCAAGGAUCUUACCAGAUUCUUGAAAAAUAAUAAAGUACCUACAGUGAAAAAACGUCUAAACCUACAUUCUGUUGGGUCAUAUAAAAUUACUGUAAUUUGAUACAAAAUCUUGUGCAAUACAAUAAAGCCAACAUGUCUCUGUACCCCUCGUUGGAAGAUAUGAAAGUGGACAAGAUGGUCCGAGCCCAAAUGGCUCAACACCAAGCACCACCUUCGUACCAUUCGACAUAUCAGCCGAUUGCUGCUCCACCAGCCGCGCCCGUCGCCCCUACUGCACCGAGACAUGUCUAUCCUGCACUUGGAGAAUAUAUGGGAUUGGAGCUUUCUCAAGAUGUCAUUGCAGUCAACAUGCCAGAAUAUCAGAUACAAACUGUGCAACCUUCUGGUGCAGUGAGUAUGAUAGCACCUAUCUCUUCUCAGUCCCCGAGUCUCUUGAAGGCACACGUCACCAAUGGUAUCAGACAAGUCAUACUUUGUAAAGAUAGAGAUGGGAAAUGUGGUUUGAGGCUCCACUCAGUUAAUAAUGGAAUUUUCGUAUGCUAUGUUGCGGCCGGCAGCCCAGCCGCUCUGGCUGGACUCAGAUUCGGUGACCAAAUUUUGGAGAUCAACAAUGUAACAGUGGCUGGAAUGUCCAUGGAGGAAUGUCAUGCUAUUCUCAAAAAGGCACCUACAAAUGGAAUCAAUAUGGCUGUUCGGGACAGGCCUUUUGAGAGGACUGUUACCCUGCAUAAGGAUUCUCUCGGACAUGUUGGAUUCCAAUUCAAAGAUGGCAAUAUUGUUGGAUUAGUGAAGGAUUCAUCCGCUGCCCGGAAUGGUCUAUUGACUGACCAUCAAUUAUUGGAAAUAAACACUGUCAACGUUGUGGGUAUGAAAGAUAAGGAGAUAUCAAAGGUGAUUGAUGCCAGCCCCUCCGUUGUAAACAUAACAAUUAUUCCACAAUAUAUCUACAAACAUAUGAUAAGCAAAAUGUCAUCCGCAUUGUUCAAAGAACUGGACCGCACACCUGCUGUGUAAAAUGGUAGGAAGUUGACAAAGGAAUAUUUUUGAAAUUAUAUUUCACAGAGGCACGAAUUUAUGUAGUUUUUAUAUUACCAGCACUAAAUUUUGUACUUUUAUCCUAAUUUAGAAGUUCUAUAGUGUCAAUUUAUUCAUAAGAUUCAGAUUAAAUUACUUUUAAAUGGUCAAAUUUGAUAAUAUUUAAUUUUCCAUACAUUCUGAUAUUCUGUAUAAUUUAUUUUAUUUUUCGUCACAAAAAAAACUUUUAGAAUGUGGAUAAAAAGAAUUAUUUUAAGGAUAAAAGGAUAAUCUUAAAGCUUUAGCCACAAAGCAAAUGUGCCAGUGCUGUGCCUUUGAUUUUCUGUGUAACAUACUGAGCAGAUUGCAGGUCCUGACCAAAAUAUAAUGCAAUGUGCUGUAUGACACUUAGAAAAUCAAAGACAGACCUUGCACAGAAUUGCUGUUGGAUAAGUACUUUAUUUGAUGUUUUGAGACAAAAUAUUCUAUGAUAAUUAUAUUGUCAUACAUUUCAGUUCAAAUAAUUAUGUUUAUACUGUAUGAUAGUCAGUAGGGGCUGUGAAGAACCAAUUUUGUUAUUACUACAUUAUUUCAAAAUUAUAAAUACCCGAAUUACUAAUUUUAUUCCUUAUAGAGAUCAAGAGAUCACUUAAAGCCCAGCGAUCAUUUGGUCACCAAAUCGUAUUAAACUUCGUCCAAUACAUUUUUACUAUGCACUAUUUCUAUGAUAAUAGAUGCGUUUAAUAGUAGGUAUAGGGGGGUUAAUCAUAUACUUAGUGAUUUGAUACCGUGACCUAGUGGACGUUGGGCUUAAUACUUACAAAUCGCCAAAUUGCUCUGAAUUCCGAUUUUAUUAAUAUUAUGAAGAAAGUAAGCCAAAGUUUACUAAUUUGUUUAAAAAUAAUUAUAACUGUUUUGAUAAUAACUUUUUGCAGCUAGGCCGUGUUCAGACUUACAGAUGACUAGCUCUGUUACACUCGGAAAGUGGUACUUGCACCAAACUUUGGAGGUCAUCAGUCAGUCUGGAAGCGACCUUAGUUGGAAUUUGUAACUUUAUAUAGGGUAUUUUGCCAUUUACAGUAGAUUAACAUUCAUUAAGCGCCAUAUAAGUAAAUAUAUAUUAUAUCACAUUCCGCAUCCAUAUAAUCAUCAUAGCAAUAAGCUGACAAAGAUAUUUAUAAAAAUAGUGUUGCAAAAAAAUCGAAGUAGGUAUUGAGUUAAGUUUUAUAUGUACGUAAUAAACUAAUGAAUAAUGAAUGAUUUAUUAUGAUUGCAUCCAAGUUAAGGAUUCAUAGAUGCCGUAUCUACUACAGAAUUGUGAUAGAGUAGGUACUCGCUACAAUGACACGAUUAAUUAAUUUUUAUAAUUAUUACUGUCCAUAAUUAUUAUUCAAAGAUUUAAAAAAUAUAUACUAGUUAUCUAUCUUCUUGCAAUGACAUAUGAUUAGGCGAUAUAGGAUUAGGUCUAGAUUUGUAUGUUUCAUACUGAACGGCCACAUUAAUUAAUAAUUUCUUACUUUUCUUUAAAAUAAAAUAUUAGUAAGUUAAAAAUUAAUAAUAAUUACUAAUAAAAAAAAACAUAUUUCAAUAUACGGACUGAAGUUGUUGGUUAAUGUGCUCGUUUGUACGUAUGUGUUUAAUAUUAAUACAUUUUUAUUCGCUUGUUUUGCCAUCUCAGGAACAGACUUAGUACGAGUUUGCACAUUUCGAUAGCGUUUUUCGAUUUCGAGUGUCGAACGUUAUAACGUCAGAGUUAUACCUACCUGUUUUAACGUACUUCGAGAUAUGCAGACUGGUGAUUCGUUAUGUGGAGAUGGUUAAAUAUUAUAGUUAUGCCAUGAUAAGAUUUUUAUAUUAAUGGAAAAUAAAAUUUAUAUUACAUUUA
This is a messenger RNA of Maniola jurtina (meadow brown), 3066 nucleotides long. RefSeq names its product syntenin-1-like. The coding region runs from base 300 to 1181 and encodes 293 amino acids. NCBI's taxonomy places the organism in Eukaryota, Metazoa, Arthropoda, Insecta, Lepidoptera, Nymphalidae. Gene Ontology annotation, molecular function: protein binding. The transcript has 4 exons. The record is from RefSeq and is a predicted model, not a curated record. Gene Ontology annotation, cellular component: cytoplasm; plasma membrane.